CUGGGGUAUUCCUACCACGAUGAACCAGCUCAAACAAAAAAGUAUUGGGAAUAUUAUAGUGGACAAGAGCUACACUUGGGACGUUGCUGCAGCGUACGUGCCAAAAAAUAUCAUAUCCCCGCCGAAGUUCCAAGGCAAAAACGACAACAAGGCGGCUCAGAGACUGAUUACAUACUUGAACGACAAGCAAGCCCAGGCAUCGGACGUUGCCGAUACUUUCCAAAAGGAGUUCGCAAGGCUCCUCAUCCAAGCAGAGCCAGAGGCGGCGGCCGUGAUGCAGACUUACCCGGACAAGUCCUGGAGAGGUAUUCUAGAGCAAGACAAGGCCACCAUGACGGCAUAUUUCACGAUGCAGGUGGUAGCAGCUGUGCAAAAUGCACGGGAAAAAAAUUGCGGCGCCAAUCCGAAUGGCCAACGGGUACUGACGCCACCCAAAAAAACGGAAAAUGGACAAUGCUGCCCGAAUGACACCUUUGGCGUCAAGAAAGAUAGCAAUUUCAACCAAAAGUGGGGCGCCUUCUGGUCUAAGAAACGCAAAGGUACGUGCGACGCCAACAAUCAGAAGCCGAAGUGCGACACAACAAAGGAGUGCUGCAAAGACGUGAAUCCAAACGACAUUGCGGGAACUAGCGGCACACGUCGGCACCUUCUCUCCCGCCCGAUGUUUAUACGAGACGACUGCACGGACGGCAGUGGAAGCGCACCUCCUGCUGAUGACUCCAAGCCCAGCAUCCCGGGCGAUGUACCCGCGGCGGUUCCUCCAGGACCACCUCCAGUAGCUGUAGUCGGUGGCGUGCUGGUUUUCAUCCACGACAUAUGGGCAGCCGUCAUCGUAGCGACUACUGUCAAGCAAGCCAGGGACGAGCAGCAGAGCAAGAUAGAUGACGGUAUCAAGAACAAGUUCGUGCCCCUCGCAGCGGAUCCGAGCCAUAGCGACGACUGCAAGGCACAGCGCGACAAUCUCGAAAAGGUGCUGCAUGCCAUCAACUACAGCCCCUCUGUUCCAGACUGCGCCGUGCCCAUUGCUGCCGCCAGUUCAUCGUCUUCCUCGUCUACUUCGUCGCCGGCACCAGCGCUCACGAUUGCCCCCAAUGCGACUUCUUCGGCCCUUCCUACAGCCCCCCCUUCUGCAACACCCGUUCCCACCAUGCCCUUGAUUCCCAAUCGCUGCGAGGGCAAGCACAACACCUAUCUCCCCAGCGGGGGCUUCUGCCCAUGAUCAACUGUCGUGAGGACAAGGCUGGUCCUUGUCCCUCUCCCGCGCAUCUCGCCGAUCUGUCCAUCUGUCCUGUGACCUGUUCUCUCUCUCCUUAACGCUUUCUCGUUCUUCCUCGCCCCCCGCUCUCGUUGCGAUUCCGUCUAGCUGUCCUGUUCCGUUCCUUUUCUUCAUGCUUCCUCGAGCUAAGUUCCUGGACACUCCCUUUUCUUCACUUGCUGGCAGGACGACCUUGGUCCGAAGAGGCUGGGGUCUCAAACAAGCUGGAGCAGCC
This is a messenger RNA of Acaromyces ingoldii, 1490 nucleotides long. RefSeq lists its product as hypothetical. The record is from RefSeq and is a predicted model, not a curated record. The transcript is spliced from 2 exons. Lineage: Eukaryota; Fungi; Basidiomycota; Exobasidiomycetes; Exobasidiales; Cryptobasidiaceae. Bases 20 to 1219 code for a protein of 399 amino acids.